Messenger RNA from Suillus subaureus, 1318 nucleotides. Its product is annotated as mitochondrial protein. Gene Ontology annotation, molecular function: protein-containing complex binding. Gene Ontology annotation, cellular component: mitochondrion. Bases 161 to 1111 code for a protein of 316 amino acids. The record is from RefSeq and is a predicted model, not a curated record. The transcript has 6 exons. Lineage: Eukaryota; Fungi; Basidiomycota; Agaricomycetes; Boletales; Suillaceae.
UAUCCAAGUACUUACCAAACAGUUGCAAAUACCGUUAUACGUAGGGUUUUGCAGACUUAACCGACGUGUCAACGUUGUCAACAGCCAAGUUUUAUAAGUAUCAAACAUUACCUCGUUGUUGCCCCGUUUUGUACGAACAACGAGCUUUAAACUAGACUCCAUGUCAUCUCUUGCUCAAAAAAUUCUAGUUGUUGGUGGCAAUGGUUUCGUUGGCUCCGCGGUUUGUAAAAUGGCUCUUGGCCGAGGCAUGGAGGUUACCAGCAUAAGCUCUUCCGGAAAACCUUACAAAACCCCACAAGGCCAUACCCCUGCAUGGGUGGAAAGGGUAGAAUGGCGGAAAGCCGACGCCUUGAAUCCAGAGUCAUAUGCGGACAUCCUCCCCGGUGUUGACGCCGUUGUCCACACUGUUGGUACGCUUCUGGACAAUACGCAGUACAAGCAGAAGAUACAAGAAGGUGAUAUAAUGGGCUUUAUCAAAUUCUUUGCGGGCCAGGGCAGCGGUCCGUCAGCAGAAGGUCAGCGGAGCGCUUACGAUAUCCUUAAUUAUGAAUCAGCCGUGCGCGUGUGUGAAGCAUUCGUCGCGAGCGAGCCCGUAUCCGGACUUACACGUGUUCGUCCCUUCGUCUACGUCUCCGCGGAGGACUUCAGCCGACCUGUCGUCCCUGUGCGCUAUCUCGAAACGAAACGAGAGGCUGAGAAGCAAAUUGAAGAAAUUGUCCGAGAUCACCCUCAAUACAAGGGGGUGUAUAUCCGCCCCAGUUUAAUAUACCAUCCGCAUAUCCGACCAAUGACCGUUAUUCCAGCUACAAUAUUCGAUGUAUCGGCACGGAUCCAUACCGCAGUGCCAUCGUAUAUCCCGAUGCCUGCUUCGGUUCUUCGGUGGUUAGCCACAUCGGUAUUCCCCAAUGCCACCGAAAAAACGCCUUCCGCCCUGAAUUCCAUGGCAAACUUGCUCUCGAUUCCGCCAAUCAAUGUCGAUCACUUAGGCGAGGCCAUUUGUAUUUCCUUGGAUCCAGCUAGGGACAUACGUGGUGUCGUCGGUGUACGCGAUAUGCGCCAGCUGAUCGGUUUAUCCCAGACAGGACCAGUGGACUCGGCAGCAAACACCUAAAAUAUUACCUCGAUGUAUAUAUACCUUGCGAAUCCCCUUGAUGUCAUACCGUACAUUAUUUUGUUUCCUUGUAGUGAAUUCUUUGUCGAUCGAUUACUACACACUAGUUUCAUGAAGAGAACUUGGAGAGAUUGAGGAAGUUGGCUUCAUGCAAAUUGAUAGCACUUUGAGUGUUUUAGUUGGUAUAAAAAUAUUAAUGACUCGGAC